AUGUCUUUCGGCUUCUCAAUAGGGGAUAUCAUCCUCCUUAGCCAGUUAGCAUACGACCUUUACGCCACGGUCAGCUCUGGGAGAAAGGCAGCAUCGCGCGACCUGAAAGAGCUUGAAGAAGUGCUCUUCAGUCUGAAAUGCGCUCUAGACCACCUUCGAGAUGUCUCGACCGAGGUACUUGAAAGACCAGGUAUGCGACACGGGGAAUCAGGGCUGAAAGAGAAGCUGGAUGUGAUGAUUGGGUCGUGUGCUGCUACGCUACAAGAGCUGGACGCGGUAACGAAGAAGUAUCGUGUCAUUGAAAGUCAGGCGAGCAAGAGAAAGGCGACAAUGAGUUCCCUAGACGAUGUGAAAAAGAGUAUUCGGGUCAACUGGCAGAGAGUUCGAUGGGACCGUGAGAAGCAGUCUUUACAGCAGUACCGGGAGAAGCUCAAAGUGCAAGAAGCUGAGAUGAAUGCAAGACAUGACGUAGACUCGUCUGAGGUGUUCAGUAUCGCUGCAUACUCGUGGAGCGACUCGGUCUUCGGCGAAUCAUACGGCCCAAAUGCAGAAUCCGUGGGCAGUGCACCUUCAGUGAGUUUGCAUGCGACAUCGGACUUGCCGCGCAGGACGCACAACAGAAGAGCGGUGGAUUCUAUUUCAAAUCAACCAUCAACGAGUUUGGAAGACCAUAUCAAGUUACCGACCGCCACCGUCGCGCUCAACAACGAACGCCGUGCGUUCGGAGCAAAAGAGUUCGAGGCUUUCAAGCAGCAACACACACGACCGAACGAGGUUCCGAAGCCAUCUCUCCUAAAGAGUGUGGCGCCCACCAGUCAAGACCUCCAAGCCUGUAUACCGCAUAUCUUCCGAUCGACAGCAGAAGGUAAACAGCAGACGCAAGAGCUAAAGAACGAGAUGACUCGUUGGACGCAUGAGUUCUCACGAUUCGUCAACGACGGGAAUGCAACACAGAAAUCGAGAGACGAAAGCGUCUUGACGUUGUUGGGAGUGCUGAACGAGGCAAUAGACAGCAGCAGUGGAAAGAUGCGACAACUGUUCUAUGAGACUUCGGACUCGGCGGGCUUCACAUCAGUACUGAACCAGGUCGAGACAAUGUCGAAAAGUGUGAGGGUAAUGAAAGAGAUUGAAGAGUUCCAGGAUGCCAAAGAGGAAUGGUCAGAGCAAACUGUCAGAUAA
Messenger RNA from Alternaria viburni, 1179 nucleotides. RefSeq lists its product as uncharacterized. The transcript has 3 exons. NCBI's taxonomy places the organism in Eukaryota, Fungi, Ascomycota, Dothideomycetes, Pleosporales, Pleosporaceae. The record is from RefSeq and is a predicted model, not a curated record. The coding region runs from base 1 to 1179 and encodes 392 amino acids.